AGAGACCGUUCAGGAUGUCCGACACACCGCCUAGCGCAAAAACACCCAACGAUCCCUCCACCCCCGCGCCCGAGGAACCCAAUGCACCCUCGAAAAGUUCUGCCAAAAAGGAGGCGAAGAGGCUAGAGAAGGAGGCAAAACUCGCUGCCAAGCAGGCAAAGGUCAUUGCUAACACACCGGCCGGUGACAAGAAGGCAAAAGUCACGAAGGAGAAGAAGGAAGCUGAGGCUGCCUUCGUUAACCUCACGCCAAAGGGAGAGAAGAAGGACCUCUCUGAGCCUAUGGCUGCCGGUUACAACCCCAUCGCUGUCGAGGCUGCAUGGUACGACUGGUGGGAGGCACAAGGCUACUUCAAGCCCCAGUUGACCAAAGAGGGCACCGCCAAACCAGAAGGUCUUUUCGUCAUCCCUGCACCUCCCCCGAACGUUACGGGUAGUCUGCACAUGGGCCACGCCCUCACUAUCGCCCUUCAAGACUGUUUGAUUCGAUGGAAUCGCAUGCUGGGCAAGACCACUCUCUACGUUCCUGGCUUCGAUCACGCUGGAAUAUCAACUCAGUCCGUCGUUGAGAGACGCCUUUUCAAGAAGGAGGGCAAGACGCGUCAUGACCUCGGACGCGAAAGGUUCUUGGAGACUGUCAUGGACUGGAAAGAAGACUACCAAGCACGUAUCACGAACCAAUUGCGUCGGCUUGGAGGUAGUUUCGACUGGGACCGUGUCGCGUUCACCAUGAACCCUAUGCUCUCAAAAGCUGUCGUUGAGACUUUCUGCCGGCUCCACGAGGAUGGAAUCAUAUACCGCGCCAACCGUCUCGUCAACUGGUGUGUCAGGCUAAACACCACUCUUUCCAACCUCGAGGUCGAUCAAAAGCAGUUGACGGGACGAACAAUGCUUAACGUUCCUGGAUAUGACCCGAAAGAGAAGUUCGAGUUCGGUGCCAUCACGUCGUUUGCGUACCAAAUAGAGGGCUCAGAUGAGAAGAUCAUUGUUGCUACGACGCGUCCGGAGACUAUGCUUGGAGAUACUGCUAUUGCUGUUCAUCCUGCAGACCCCAGGUACACGCAUCUGCAUGGCAAAUUUGCUCUUCACCCUUUCGUGGACCGUCGGAUACCCAUUGUCGCGGACGACAUCGUUGUUGACAUGGAGUUCGGUACCGGCGCUGUCAAGAUUACGCCUGCUCAUGAUCCCAACGAUUAUGAUGUCGGCACGCGGCAUAAACUUGAGUUUAUUAACAUCCUCAAUGACGAUGGUACCUUGAAUGCCAACGCCGGCGAGAAAUUCAAGGGCAUGAAACGAUUCCAUGCCCGUGUUGCCGUCAUCAAAGCCCUUACGGACGCUGGUCUGUUUAUUGAGACAAAGGACAACCCUAUGCAGAUUCCUAUCUGCAGUAAAUCUGGAGAUAUUAUCGAGCCCGUCUUGAAGCCUCAAUGGUGGGUUAACUGCCAGCCAUUGGCGGAGGCCGCGCUCCAGCGUACAAAUGCCGGGGAACUCGAGAUCAACCCCAAGCAAUCGGAAGGUGACUGGCAUCGCUGGCUCGGUGGUAUCCAGGACUGGUGUAUCUCUCGUCAGCUCUGGUGGGGACACCGGUGUCCAGCGUACUUUGUCCGUAUUGAAGGAAAUCAGAAUGACGUUAAUGACGGCAAGAACUGGGUUGUCGGCCGGACGCUUGAGCAGGCGACUGAGCGCGCGAAGGUUGUUGCCGACGGCGCCAAGUUCACACUCGAGCAGGACGAAGACGUGUUGGAUACUUGGUUCUCUUCUGGUUUGUGGCCGUUCUCGACCUUGGGUUGGCCAGAGAAGACUGCGGAUAUCCAGACAUUCUACCCAACCAGCGUCUUGGAGACCGGAUGGGACAUCCUGUUCUUCUGGGUCGCCCGUAUGGUCAUGCUCGGUAUCUACCUCACGGACAAGGUUCCCUUCUCCGAAGUGUACUGUCACGCCAUGAUUCGCGAUGCACACGGACGGAAGAUGAGCAAGUCGCUCGGCAACGUCAUCGACCCCAUCGAUGUUAUCCAAGGACUGCCUCUCCCGGAUCUGCACAACAAGCUGUAUGAGGGCAACCUGGACGAAAAGGAGGUUCAGAAGGCGAUUGUUGGCCAGAAGAAGGAUUAUCCGAAGGGCAUUCCGGAAUGUGGGACUGAUGGGUUGCGGUUCGCGCUAUGUGCGUACUCUGGGGGAGGACGUGACAUCAACUUGGAGAUUCUUCGCGUUGAAGGAUACCGAAAGUUUUGUAACAAGAUCUUCAACGCCACGAAGUUUGCUAUGCUCAAGUUGGAGGGCGAUUUUAUCCCGGAGCCUAUUGCUAAGCCGACUGGAAAGGAAAGUCUGGUGGAGAAAUGGAUCCUUCACAAGCUCAACAUCGCCGCGACGGAGGUCAACAAGACACUCACGGAACGUAACUUCAUGGCGGCCACCAACGCCGCUUACAACUUCUGGUUGUAUGAGCUCUGCGAUGUUUACAUCGAAGCGAUGAAACCCAUGACAGAUGCCUCGGCGUCGGCAGAAAGACGCGUUUCUGCUCAGCAGACGCUGUACACAUGUUUGGACCAUGGCCUCCGUUUGCUUCAUCCCUUCAUGCCAUUCGUGACUGAGGAGCUUUGGCAACGCUUGCCGCGUCGCCCUCAAGACAGCACGCCAUCUAUCAUGUUGGCGCCGUACCCGCAGAAUGACUCGGCAUUCGAGAAUUCCGACGCUGAGAAGGAUUUCGACACUGUCUUCUCCGUGCUUCGUACGGGACGGUCGUUGGCGGCGUCUUACAACUUGCAGUCGAACAUACAGAUCUUCAUUCACGUGCAGAACCCGAACGAUCAAGCUCUCAUGGAUGAUCAUGUCUCCACCAUCGUUGCUCUCACCAAGGGCUGCACUAAAGUUACCGUUGUUCGGGAUAACACUGAGAUACCACCGGGAUGCGGGUCUGCUGUUGUCACGUCGAAAAUAACCUCCCACGUCCUUGUUCGGGGCUUGGUCGACCUAGAUGCUGAGAUAGCCAAAUGCGACAAGAAGCUGGAUCUUGCGCGGCUCAACCUUGGCAAGCUGGAGAAGAUCUUGUUGCAAGCUGACUACGCCACUGCUGUUCCUUUGACAGUUCAGGAGGCAAAUGCUGAGAAGAAAAACACUCUCGAGGCUGAGGUAUCUAACUUGCAACAGUCCAAGGACAUGUUCAUGGCUCUGAAAUGAUUGUAGCAUCUGUAUAUCUCAACUUGAGUCCACACAUUGUUUUGUAGUCUGAUAUCCAUAUGUACUAACUUUAGCAAUUUUACUAAUAUGGAUUAGAGGUGAACUAGCACCGGAUUUUUGAC
Messenger RNA from Coniophora puteana RWD-64-598 SS2, 3298 nucleotides. RefSeq lists its product as uncharacterized. Gene Ontology annotation, cellular component: cytosol. Gene Ontology annotation, molecular function: ATP binding; valine-tRNA ligase activity; aminoacyl-tRNA deacylase activity. The transcript has 20 exons. The record is from RefSeq and is a predicted model, not a curated record. Lineage: Eukaryota; Fungi; Basidiomycota; Agaricomycetes; Boletales; Coniophoraceae. Gene Ontology annotation, biological process: valyl-tRNA aminoacylation. The coding region runs from base 15 to 3176 and encodes 1053 amino acids.